AUGGUGCAUCCGACGGGUCACUUACUAACACGCCGCUUACACUAUUUUACUUUGCGCAUCGCUUACUAUCAUGGCUUGUGCGCAGGCUUCAUGCCGUCGCAUUAUAAUUGGCACAACGGUGAGCUACACCAGUCGCAGCUCUAUCUGAUCUAUAGCGGAUGUAUUCAACUUGGUUUUGCGCUCGGCACACCAUAUGCCUAUAGAAAGUAUUUGGAAAAAUCCAGUGAAAUAUUUGGGGAUGAAGUGAAACACUGGACAGAUAUUUUGACGAAUUCUGGUAGAUAUUUAACGUUCACAAUGCUUGCUCUGUUCGUUUGGAUGCGUCGUUGGGAGAUGUUCGAACUUUGGUCGGUCUUUUGGCGCUUGGAACGGCGGUAUGAGCGUAUCCUUCCUACAGAUGAUGGCAACACGACAAUGCACACACGUUGGCUUUUGCUCUACUACUUCUGGACACAACAUAUUGUAACGCCAUUGACGUCGAUUUAUGUGCUAUUGCAAUUUCCACGCCAAACAAACGCGCAUAUUGUCAUGACAUUCGUCAGUUGGGCAUUAUCGACCGUUCAGGUUAUGCUGGCCUACUAUACACUUUGCUUACACUGUCAUUUGUUGCAAAAAUUCGAAGCAAUCAAUUGCGAAUUACAACGCGUGCUGACGCUUCUAAGGAACUUGGCCUCCAUGGAAAGGACGCGUUUACGUUUGCUAACGCAGCGUUUGUCCUGCUUGGCUAACGCGCAUUUCGCCUAUUUCCGCUUGACUCAACGCCUGCUCGGUUUCGGUCAGCUGCCCUUUCUGCUCAUACUAAUUAAGUGUUUCAUUGUCAAUAUGACCGGGAUGCAUACCUGCGUUUGGCACAUAUUCCACUUGAGUUCGCUUUACAAUUUGGUGGCUUUAUUACUGGUCGUCGUUUUGUAUGGCAGUCUCGCGCCAUCUAUUGCUGGUUUAACUUGGUUGCUUUCUUCUUGCAAUAGAAGCGGUCAAAUAUUGCGCGACGCGAACGUUUUGGUGGCGCUACGCGACAAUUACGAACUUAUGGCAGUGCUCGAUCGCUUCGCUGUUUACUUGCGUUCCCACCGACUGCGCUACAUUGUUUGCGGACUCCUCGAUUUUGAUUUGCAACAAUGUUUCUCAUUAAUUGUUGUGGUGCUAGUGCAAGUGACGGUUUUAAUACAGUUCGAUAUGGAAGGGGAAAUUAAUAAAGUGUAG
Molecule: messenger RNA, 1203 nt
Organism: Ceratitis capitata (Mediterranean fruit fly)
Lineage: Eukaryota; Metazoa; Arthropoda; Insecta; Diptera; Tephritidae
Product: putative gustatory receptor 58a
Exons: 2
Coding region: 1-1203 (400 amino acids)
Biological process (GO): sensory perception of taste
Cellular component (GO): membrane
Source: RefSeq, a predicted model, not a curated record